Molecule: messenger RNA, 3027 nt
Organism: Cuscuta europaea
Lineage: Eukaryota; Viridiplantae; Streptophyta; Magnoliopsida; Solanales; Convolvulaceae
Source: the annotation of a GenBank genome assembly
UGGGUUUGUACGUAUUUGUAUAGACCAGAAAAGAAAGUUUUGGGGGGGCCAGAGCAGCCCUCGGUGUCUCCAUGACUGCCUAUCCUCCUACAUUGAAUUGCUCUGCAGAAUGUCCAAAUUUAAUUUCCACCAAUCAUUAACUAAUUAAAAACACCACCAAACCUGCCAAACCCCAGCUCAGCCACCAAUUCCAUCUCCGCCGUUAACUCCCCCGUGGGACGGUCACGAUCUCCCUCCCCUCUCCCCAUAAACCUACACACACUCGGCUUACGGCUUUACGCACAUCCAUCCAUACAUAAAUACAUUUCCCUGCCUGUCGCCGGCCGACCUACCUCAGGCGUAACGCCAAACCGCUUCUCUUCUCCAUCUUCUGCUCUAUAAUAACUUAUGUUGUCCGUUUAUCCCAAUCCGCCAACAGGCCAGGACUCGUAUUACUGUUUCUCCGGCGAUCCGAUGAAACCCGCCGCCCUUCCCGGCUUCCAUCCCGAUCAUCCGGCCACCGUCUCCAAUCAGUUUGAUGUUCGUGACGCUGAGGUUUCGCUCCCGGAUGACCCGAACAGGAAGGUGCGCAAGCCUUAUACCAUCACCAAGUCCAGAGAGAGCUGGACUGAGCAGGAGCAUGACAAGUUUCUAGAAGCCCUCACUCUCUUCGACCGUGACUGGAAAAAGAUUGAAGCUUUUGUUGGGUCAAAGACAGUUAUCCAGAUACGUAGUCAUGCGCAGAAGUACUUUCUGAAGGUCCAAAAAAGUGGGGCAAGUGAACAUGUACCUCCCCCACGUCCAAAGCGAAAAGCAUCUCGCCCAUACCCUCAAAAGGCUCCAAAAACUGGACCACCAUCCACUCUAGGUGAACCUGCAUAUGUAACUAGGCCUGAUCCUUUGUGUGUGCCUGCUAGCUCAUUAGGAAGUGCAGCUUUAUCUCCUUGGAGUUACAGUAGUGUGCCUGGUUUUUGUACAUCACCCGUGACAAAAGAUGACAUACAGUUACUGGGUGCAAGCUGUAGUAACGAAAGCACUCCCAGAGUUUUGACUACUAACGAAACAUGUAGUCAAGAAAAAGAGAAACAAAGCAAGGAAAACAGAGUAUUGCCAGAUUUUGCCCAAGUUUACAGUUACAUAGGCAGUAUAUUUGAUCCAAACUCAAGUGAUCACAUGCAAAGAUUGAAACAGAUGGACUCCAUAAAUAUUGAGACGGCGGUGAUGUUGAUGAAGAAUCUUUCUAUCAAUUUAGUAAGCCCAGAGUUUGAAGAUGUUGACGAUAGUGCAAGAAAAGCAGUGAAAUAAUUGCAGCUGCAGCUAUCCUCGGCUCUCUACUGAUGGGGAAAUAGGUUUGGGUACUUCCAUUAUCUUCUUUCCCGUUUUUUAGUGCUUGGUACUUUGGUCAAUAUGCAUCCAGACAAUAUACAUGUGGGAGCGACCAAGCAUUUUGGAGGUUUUGGGUGUCUGCUUAGAAUCGAUGCUUUUCUGUACAUACAUACAUGUGGAAACAGAGUUUUUGGUCCUGGAGUUUGGAUAAAAGUUAUUUAAAUCAAUUUGUACAGGGGGCUGUUAUAUUACUCAAUGAAACGGUUUUAUAGUUUUGUAUAAUAUCCUUUAUAAUUGUUAUUACCAAUUACAUGUCAAAUUUGACUUUGCACAUGAUACGUAGUAUUGUAUUUUGCACCCAUUUUUUGAAAAAUAGUCAAGUGCAUACCACUCCCGUUGAAAAUGUAAUUUGUGAAGUGAUGGGACGUAAAGUCGAUUAAUUUGUAAUAUUUCGGGAUGCACAUGGGGGUGGGGCUGUUUUUUGCUCCUGACAUUUAAUUAUAAGAGCCCGGGACUAGGACUCGCACUCCGAUUCUAGGCUGAUUCCUGACUUUACCAACGAGACUCUGCCUUCUUUACACCUACUCUUGUUGGGACUUGGGACUACUUGCUCACACCACUCUCAGCGGAGCCACUAUCAUAUAGUUAAGGGGUAUUGUUUUUCAAUAAUUUAUUUAAAUGAAUUCUCGAUUGAAUUUUGAGCUGAAAUUGUAUGAACAUAAUCUACACUUCAUGAACAACAUGUUCACACAAUUUCAACAAAAACUUCUAUCGAGCACAUGAAAUGGGCUUGACCUCACAGGCCUCUCACCAAGUCCUAACUGAGGUGAACAUGACUCUUUAUACAUACAUAUGUAUUAGUGUAAUUUAGAUUUGUAUCUUCGGGACAUCCACCCACACCUUCUUGAACAUCCAACAAUAACUUAUAAAAUUAUAUUUAUAUAAACCAAAAAGAACGAAUGAAAAGGUUGCAAUUUCCAAACUCCACGUCUACCUCAAUGUGGAAAUGAUUUCCAAAAAGCAUUGUAUACACUGGUUGUCUUCGGAAAAUGGUUGAUGAGCCUAUUUUUGGAUUGUUUGACCAAAAUGGACUUCUUUGACUCUUCAAAGUUCAAACAUUCAAUAUUAUUGUUUGGUAAUAAGAUGCUCUCAUUAGUUGAUGGGAAUCAAAAUGCCGAAAAUAAAAAUGCCGGAAAGGGCAACGUUUUGGUUUAGCUUAUCUUAUAAACUCUUCGAUAUCCUUUAAUACGUUUCAUUUGCUCUGGAGUCAUUCAAGACUCAUGCCGUAUUUCUGUCUUCAUUACUGAAGAAUGAAGAAUGUGAAUUUCUUUCAUCUCAAUUACUGAAGACUCAUAACCAACACAGAAGGUUUUCAUCCAGUCGUCCUAUUAAUCUUCUUUCAUAGGUAUAAAUAACAUAUUCAUUUAAGUUUCUUUAAUUUUGGAUAAACAUCUUAAACUAACCUCAUCAUUUUCAGUUUGAUAUGUCUACAUCUUAUAUAGCAUUAAAAAAAACUUUCUAAUAAGAAGUUACUGCAGUUAUGAGUUUUCAGUUUGAUUAAUUGUUGAUAGUAUGAGCGUUUGUGGUUUUGUUUGUAUGCAUAAGGAUAAAGCAUAUGCAGGACUGCAAAUUGUAUAGCUAUAGGAAAUAUGAUUUGCAUUUUGCAAUCACUCAAGGAAUGCACAGAAUGUGUUUGUGAAUUUGCCUUGCUAAAAUCUAUUC